This is a messenger RNA of Saccostrea cuccullata (small rock oyster), 1648 nucleotides long. Its product is annotated as aquaporin-8-like. Gene Ontology annotation, cellular component: plasma membrane. Lineage: Eukaryota; Metazoa; Mollusca; Bivalvia; Ostreida; Ostreidae. Gene Ontology annotation, biological process: water transport; transmembrane transport. Gene Ontology annotation, molecular function: water channel activity. The transcript has 5 exons. The record is from RefSeq and is a predicted model, not a curated record. The coding region runs from base 109 to 909 and encodes 266 amino acids.
UUUUUAGGUUAUCACGCUGCAAUAUAUUGCUCAGAACAACCCUUGCACAAAAACAAAUACACUUGUAAUUUCGUAAGGCGCAAUUUAAAUAUUUUAUCUCUGUAAAAAAUGGCUGAGGGGGACACAAGUCUAACUCAUAGGCAGGAGACGACACCUGCUUCUACCUUUUUUAGCAAGGUCGUUCGUCCUGUCCUGGCCGAGUUCAUAGGAACCACACUGUUCGUGUUUUCUGUGUGUUUGACUCCUGGAGAUUACAGCAUCGCAUCGAGUCUCCUUCAGGGGUUUGCUUAUGUUGUCCUCAUUGUAGGGUUAGGAAAAUUCAGUGGCGGGCAUUUUAACCCUGCCAUUACUUCUGCUGUGGCUCUGUGUGGGGGUGUGUCCCUUCUUUCUGCAGUAUGUUAUAUCAUCGCUCAGUUGGUUGGAGGCCUGAUUGGGGCAGCUCUGGUUCUUGGUAUAUUAUCAGUACAAGACUACGAAUUACUUCGCGGAGGAGCUACAAUACUUAGCAAGAGGCCCGGCUGGGGUGUUCUGACGGAGGCCAUCCUGACCUUCAUGCUUAUUCUGACCGUAUUGAUAACAACAAUGGACGAAAAGAAACACAAGCUGGCACCUCUGGCGAUUGGUUUUGCCGUCACGGUGGGAGUUAUGGCAGGAGGAUCUGUGACUGGUGGAUCUAUGAAUCCAGCAAGAAGUUUGGGUCCGGCUGUUUCUACUUUAAAGUAUGAACAUAUUGAAGGGGUUUGGGACUAUCACUACGUCUACUGGGUAGGACCUUUUGUUGGUGUACUGGUAGCAGUCUUGAUAUAUAGACUCCUAUUUGACACAACAAACAGACAACAUAAAACCCCGUAUUUAUGGACACAGCGCUCUAGAAUUGAAAGACCCGACAAUGAUCUGAUGUUAAACUAACAUAAUUCAGGAAGGGGGAAAAUUCAACAAGGAAAAGAAAUGACUGCAGUUACAGAAUGAAUCGCAAUUCAAACGUGCAUUAACCAAAAAUGCUGCUUUGCUUGAUAAAUUAUGAAUAUAUUUGCGUUAUCCAUUGAUUUUUUGGCAUAAAAAACAAAUCGUUGGAAUUAGGCUUUUUGCAAAUCUGAAUGUUGAAACUGGUAGGUGUUAGGAAAAUUAAGCUUUGAAUUCCAUUUUACUCUACAAUUUAUUUUUAUCAUGAUUUCAGAUUGAAGUAAUUUAUAUAAGAAAAAUUAGGGUUUGGAAAUUUAUUCAACUUCUAAGUAUACAAAAUGUAAAGGAACUUGGAAAUCUUGGAAAGUAUUUAUAUCAAGCCUUCUUGAUGGAGAAAUGAAUCAUUUGUAAUAUUUUAUGUGUUCAAUAAUUUCAAUGACCUAUUGUUGUAGGUCCAGCUGUAUAUUUGCUAUUAUAAUGUAUAUGCAUACUCUCAUUUUGUUAUACUGUCAUACUAUAUACGCAUAUAUAAAUGUAAAUUCUGAUGUGUUUUCUGAUGCAAAGAAAUAAAGAACAGAAACUUUAUUGUCCGAAAAAAAAGAACUUUUUUCUUGAAUGCAUUAAAACAAUUACAAAAUGUCUACAAAAUUUUACCUGCAAGUAUGUUUUGUACAAAAUAUUCGUCACAUUAAAGCUAUAUAUGGCGUAUCUGAGCUAAAAAAAAUAAAAAUAGGAGAUUAGCGUA